CCGUCAUCGCCACCACCACAACCACCACCACCAGUGUUUAGAUUUACGCAGCAGAUACCGCGUCCUCCUCCGCCACCAACACAUCAACCACUGCAUCAAUUCACGCCGAAAUUAUCACAACCACCGCCACCACCGCCGCCAUCACCGCCGCCAUCACCGCCGCCACCACAGCCGCCACCACCGCCGCCACCCGCCACCACCGCCGCCACCACCGCCGCCACCACGGCCGCCACCACCGCCGCAAAUGAAUGGACUUUUGCAGCGAAUAUUACCACUGCCGCCGCCAACACCACCACCAGAACCACCAAGGAUUGAUCUCCAGACUCCGCUGCCACUUUCAUCCUCGCAUUCCAGUGCAGUUGCAAAUGUAGUCACCUCAUAUGUGAAACAGUCACCUACUCUGUUAAGCAGCGGCAGCAUGAAAUCGACCAUGUUGUCAAAGCAAUUGCCUAGAACUGCAAGUCCCGCUCCUAGACCAUUACCCUUAGCGCUCGUCCCUCCGUCCCCCCAUCCAACGCCACAACUUAAGGAGCAAGUACCACCACCGCCACCACCACCGCCCCCACCGCCGCCACCACCGCCUCUGAAUUAUAUACCGCCUCCGCCGUCACCAUCACCCUCGCACUCCAGUGCAAUUGUGCAAAAUGUUGUCACCCGAUCUAUGGAACAGGAACCGACACCGUUACAGCACUCGAAAAUGUUGUCCCAUCAAAUGCCUAGAACUUCAAGUCCCCGUCCCAAACCAUUACCCAAGCUGCCGUGCCCUCGUCCCCCCUCCACCACCGCCUCCACCACCUCUUCCGCCGUCAUUCAAAAAGCAUUACCAAUCGCCGAUCAUUACUUUUAAUUCGAACUCGAAAAAGCAAAGAGAGGAUUCGAAAUACAACGACAGCAAUGAUCGACUAGUAAACCAGCAGUCAAGUAAAGCUGCAAGUUCUUUUAGUAAAAUUGUAUCUCCUGUACCAUUUCACACGACAUCACCAGUUUUAUACAGCAAUAAGAACUCGCUUCACUCUUCCGAUUUGGACACAAACGUCAUUGCGUCCCCUGGAAACAACAUUAAUUCUGUUGAAAGCAUAGACCUGAGCGAACUUGUAUUUCGCCCAGGUAACACGUCUACUCCACAGGGAAGUGCAUCCGAACUGGAAAAUUACGACGUCGUGACAAAGAACAGUCCUUUGGGCGUUAAAAGCAAUCGUUCUAUCGUAUCUUUUGCCUUAAACCAGAGGCGGUUACAGAUCGCAACAAACUCGGACACCAUUUUGAUGUCAAAGCUUGACGAGAAUAAUACAAUCUGGGACGAAAGUAUCUCGCCUAAUAAGCAAUCUAGCAGUUCAAACAAAACAUUAAUUUACGGAGCCGACGUCAAAAGCACACCGAAUACGUCAGUUAGUAACAUUGAACAGCGUUCGAAAGAGCCAAUGGACUAUUUGCAGCAAAAACUUGAAAACGCCAAGAAUUUACGUCUUGACCCUGCUAUUGACGCUCUACUUGCUGAUAUCAGGGCGCGGAGAAAGUCAAGCUCAUCCUUUCAGAACUGAAAAUAAAUGGAUAAAUUCUAAUAACGCUAAACCAAGCAUAUAUUAUUGCCAAGGACAUGAUUAUCAUCGGCGACUGCUAUGCUUUUCCUGAAAAAAUUGAAUAUGACUUAAUGAUGCCUAAUUUCGUCUGAGCGAACUAAUCAGCGUUGAAUGCAGUAGAUUUUGCGUUUAGACAUUACUAAUAUAUGUGAUUAGUGAACGUAUAAAUAUUGUUAUUUAUUUUAAGUGAUUGUGUAAUACAUGUAUACACUUA
Messenger RNA from Dreissena polymorpha, 1794 nucleotides. RefSeq lists its product as uncharacterized. NCBI's taxonomy places the organism in Eukaryota, Metazoa, Mollusca, Bivalvia, Myida, Dreissenidae. Bases 245 to 847 code for a protein of 200 amino acids. The record is from RefSeq and is a predicted model, not a curated record. The transcript has a single exon.